Messenger RNA from Penicillium concentricum, 684 nucleotides. RefSeq lists its product as uncharacterized. Bases 1 to 684 code for a protein of 227 amino acids. The record is from RefSeq and is a predicted model, not a curated record. Lineage: Eukaryota; Fungi; Ascomycota; Eurotiomycetes; Eurotiales; Aspergillaceae. The transcript is spliced from 2 exons.
AUGUGGUCUCCAUACGACCUCUCUUCAAACGCUUCCAGUGUGCCUGGCUACGAUCGGAGUGCCGGAGAUCUGCACUACCCCUAUGGGUCUGCUGCUCAUCAAUACCCUCCCUCGCUGGCGACGGAGCCAUCGAUGUUCUCCGAUAACCAAUCUAUGUGCAAUAAUCUAAUGCAACACCCCUCCACACCAGCUCAUCCCAGCUACUCCAUGUCUUUUACCCCAGCACAUGCCGACUUCAAUCCGCCCAACCACAACACGGUACAUUAUCCCUCGAUCGGGAACAAUAGACCUGAUCAGCCCUCAACCAUGGGCUAUCUCAGCUCUGGAUAUAGUACUGCGCGUACUACACCAUCGGCAUCGGGAGUAUCCACCCCCUCUAUGCAAGAGAUUCCCAAACCAGGUGUGAGUAGACGCGAAGUCCAGACUCUCUUUGGUGGUAAACGACCACUCAAACGGAAACACUUGCAAGCCUUCCCUCUACUGGAUCUUCACGGCACCUACCAAUGCAACUGGAAAGACUGCAAGUAUCGCGGGGUGUUCUCUCGUAAGGGAGUUCUCAUGCGUCAUAUAGAAACGCAGCAUGUCGCACCGCGCUCAUUCGAUUGCCCAGUCUGUGGCCAUCUAUUCUGUCGGCGGGACAACAUGACCGAGCACAUAGGAAGAGUUCAUUUGAAACGAUCCUGA